GUGGACCAAAGUUCAAGUACCAAGAGAAUUGGAGAGAAAAAGGGUCACCAUUUGCAAUUUGCCUUCACAAGGCAACACAAAAGUGGAUGAUGUGAUCAAUCACUCCUAAUAGUUUUUGUCUGCCAUAUGCAAUAUUAUAGUUCAUUCAUGAGAAGAUUCUUCAUUCUUCAUCUCUCUGUCUCACUCUAAUGAUCUCUUAUAUAUAUGUAUAGAUAUAUAAGAGAGCAUAAAACAAGGUCCAUAAACAAUAUUUCUUAUGGAGAAAUUGAUGAUGAUCAAUGGCUAUGAUAAAGAAUACAUGAAGAUGGCCAUGUUGAAGCAUGAAGAAACCUUCAAACAACAGGUGCAUGAACUUCAUCGUCUUUAUCAAAUUCAAAAGGGAUUAAUGAAAGAUAUUAAUAUUAUAGACCCAAUUCAUGACCACAUAGAGGAAUCCAUCGACGAAACUCAACUCGAUCUUACGUUAGGACCCACGAGUUUCAACCGUGAAAAGAAACAUUUGGAUCAAACACCGAGUUUUUCUUCGUCUAACUCAUCAACAACAAGAUCUAGCAAUUCUAAGAGGGAAUUGAGAGAAGGGUCGAGAAAUGGGAAGAAAUGGGAUCAAGGGGAUAAGUUUAUUGACAAGGGAUUCAAAAGAUCUGGAAAUAAUAUCAGUUUUGAUGAAGAGGGAAAAUUGAAUCGGCAAAAGGAUGGGAUGCCUUCUUGGCUUUAUGGAGGUAUGAGCUUGAAGAUGAGUUGAGUCAAAUGAAUUAGAUUAUCAUCAUAAGUUGUUUUUGUUUGUUUGUUUUCAUUUUAUUAUUUGUAUUUCUAAUUUAGAUGGGGGGUCCAAGGUAUAAUGAAGCAUGUAAUGUAACUAAAUAAAGCAUGAAAUAUAUAUAUAUUGCCUCAAUUAACAUAA
Molecule: messenger RNA, 901 nt
Organism: Impatiens glandulifera
Lineage: Eukaryota; Viridiplantae; Streptophyta; Magnoliopsida; Ericales; Balsaminaceae
Exons: 2
Coding region: 257-742 (161 amino acids)
Source: RefSeq, a predicted model, not a curated record